Molecule: messenger RNA, 2043 nt
Organism: Cherax quadricarinatus
Lineage: Eukaryota; Metazoa; Arthropoda; Malacostraca; Decapoda; Parastacidae
Source: RefSeq, a predicted model, not a curated record
GUGACCAGUACCUUAUAUUUUUGUCGUAUUAUGUAAAAAAUUGUUGGGGGUGAAAGAUUUUGUUCUAUUAAUCGUUGUAUUGCUGAAUACCGAAGCGAGGAAAUCUUAAUAUGUAAAAUUGAGAUCAGUGCCUUAUAUUUUUUGUUGUAUUAACGAAAUCUUGUUAUGCAAAAUCUUGUUAUAUAAAAUUGUUGGUGGUUCUUACCAGACAUUAAUUAAUGUUAUGUAGUGAAAGAUUUUGCUCUAUUAAUAUUAAUUCGUAGUAUGUAAAAAUGUGACUAGAGCCUUAUAGGUGUUGUUGUUGAGGAAAAAUGUUUAUUAAUCGAUCAGUAUGUGAAUACCGAGACGAGAAAAUAUGUAAAAAUAUGGAAUAUGAAUUGGAGAUACUUUUCCUCGUACGAAAUACACCUGGUACUUCUGCAGCUGUGAAUGACUCUGAGAGAGCAGGUACUUCACAUAAUCCAGGGAGUAAUGACGCACAUCCUGUAGGUGCGAUCGAGAAUGAACCUGAGAGUGCAGGUUGUUCUGCUAGUGUUGGUACCUCACAACACGGAGGUGCAGCCUGGAAUGUGGAUACAUCUGUCACCGUUAAUGAAGAUGAGAGAGCAAGUAUCUCACAUAGUCUGGGGAGUAAUGUCGCACACAACAGUGUAGGUGCGACCGUGAAUGAAGAUGAGAGGGAAGGUACUUCACAUGAUGCGCCUGUGAAUAUGAACGAUGAACAUCCAGAAAUUAUCACAUACGUCCAGAAUUUUAGAGGGUUGCAGGAUUGCCAGAUAUCUCUGUUUCCAUGCCCGAGGGACUGUCCUGUCCAGGAGCUGAACCCGGGACCUCUCUUCAACGUCUUAUAGAUACAUCAAGAAUGAGAAAGGAUUUAUUAAAACCACCAAAGAUCCUUUCCUAAAAAAUCUCACACAUUUGAAUCAAGACAGAGUGAUUUGUACAUUCACCAAAUUGAAAUUAGAAGUUAAACAACCACUAUCUCGGUUUUCAAAUUCUUGAGAUUGCCAAAAAGAAAUUGUAUUAUUUUUUAUAUAAAGUUUUAAAACAACAUUAUGGUGAUGACGUAAAACUCCUGUAUACACACACCGAUUCGUACAUUUUUAACUUGAAAUGCAAAGAUUUGCGUGCUGAGUUAAAAAGAGAACCUUUGUUAGGAUAUAUGGAUUUUUCAAAUUUCAGUCCUGAUCAUCCCUUGUAUGAUAAUAGUAGGAAAGGUGAGAUAGGUUUAUUGAAUUCUGAAAUGUGUGAAUAUAAUAUUAGUGAGUUGGUAGCUCUGAAAGCUAAAAUGUAUUCUGUAAAGAUUGUUGGAAUAUCAAAUACUGUCAGUAGAGCCAAGGGUAUCCCGUCACAGUUCACGCCAUUAUUAACUCAUGCAUGAUAUAAGAAUCUUUAAAGAAAUGUAGAUAGGGAAGUAUUCACUUGUAAGUCUAAUAGCAAUGUAAAAGGUGAAAUAUGUACAGUAAAGAAUAAAAAGAGAGGAUUGUCAGCCUUUGAUGAUAAAAGGUAUCACUUGAAUACUAAGCAAUCCUUGGCUUAUGGUCACCCUGAUAUUCCACCAUCUUAACGUAGCAGAACAGUGGGAUCCCACAAUGUUUUCCCAUGUUGAUGAUUUUAGUUGUAUAUAAUCUUUUGUAUUAACGAAAAAUUGUGUUACCAGAAAUUUGUUGUAUAUGAAAAUAAAAAUAAUGAAAAUAUUGUGUAUUAGUGUUAUCCUGCAUUUAAGUUAAUGAGAGGAUACAGAGUGACCCAGCUUGAUGAACCUGAACACAUCUGUUGACCUGUGUUUACUUGUGAUGACGUCAUGGGUGGCUAUCACGUGACGUCACACCUGGCAUGAACAAACAUGUUGUACUCCCGUAGGGGUGGUUACCCAUGGGGUGGAUGUACAAACGUGAUGCAAUAUUCUGGGUAGUGGGGUCACGCAUGUUUAAGUCAAUAAGAGGAAGUUACUUGUUUCAACCUGUACUACCCAAGGGGGGAGACCAUGCCCCAUAGGGAGAACCUUUACCAUACCCCCCACACCAUUCUGAAUGCUUACUC